UUCCUAAAAAGAAUCCAUUGACCAACUUGCUCUUCCUCGUCUCUGUAGGAAGGAACCGAAAAAAUCAAAACAAGUUUGAUUGAAAAGCACUAGUAGUAAGGAACACACUGUGAUGGCUUCACACUCUACAUUCUUCCGCAACCCCACCCUUCACAGCCACAACAUCACUCACCCUCAUGCUUUUUCCUCUCAUUACACCUUUAUUGGCUCUUCAUUUUCCCGGAAAUCACUUUCCUGGAAAAUCCCCGCCAGUAGGAACCAACUGGGUCAGCUCUCUGGGUUUAGUCCCACAUCUUCUUCUUCUUCUUCUUCUUCUUCUCAAGAGUUUGAUGUUGUGAUAGUCGGGGCUGGCAUCAUCGGGUUAACCAUCGCUCGCCAGUUUCUGAUGGGUUCGGACCUAUCAGUCGCCAUAGUUGAUAAGGGUGUCCCUUGUUCUGGUGCCACUGGUGCAGGGCAGGGAUAUCUGUGGAUGGCGCACAAAACACCUGGAAGUGGAACAUGGGAUCUUACAUGGAGAAGUCAUCAACUUUGGAAGAUGCUGGCAGAAAGCCUAAAAGAGCAAGGCUUGAAUCCUUUGGUGGAGUUGGGUUGGAAAAAAACUGGAAGCCUAUUAGUUGGUAGAACUCAUGCAAAGUCAGACAUGCUAAAGGGGAGGGUGAGACAGCUUAGUGAGGCUGGGUUGAAUGCCGAGUACCUAUGUAGCAGUGAUUUGUUUAAACAAGAACCUGAUCUGUUGGUGGACAAAGACAGUGCAGCUGCAUUUCUACCGGAUGACUGCCAAUUGGAUGCUCAUCGUACUGUUGCAUAUAUUGAAAAGGCUAACAUGAAUUUUGCAUCAAAAGGCAGAUACGCAGAAUUUUAUGAUGACCCAGUGAAAUGUUUCAUCAGGUCGGAUAGCAAUGGAGAGGUUAAAGCUGUUCAGACUUUCAAGAAUACAUUAUACAGCAAGAAGGCAAUAAUAGUUGCAGCUGGUUGUUGGACUGGUUGUUUGAUGCAGGAUUUGUUUAGAAAUUGGGGGAUGGAGUUACAUGUUCCUGUAAGGCCCAGAAAGGGUCACCUACUAGAGCUUCAGAAUAUCAAUUUCCUUCAGCUGAACCAUGGCCUGAUGGAGGCAGGUUAUAUUGACCAUCCAACAGUUUCUGGUUUAGAAUCCUCCGAUCAUGGACGAAACUUAUCUGUUUCAAUGACAGCAACUGUAGAUGCAGCUGGGAAUCUUCUUUUUGGGAGUAGCCGUGAAUUUGUUGGGUUCAGCACUGAUUUGGACGAGUUUGUUGUCAGUUAUAUAUGGAAGCGGGUUGGAGAAUUCUUUCCCAAAUUGAAAAUGCUUUCCCUUUCAGAUUUAAGUGCAAGAAGAAAAGUCAGAAUAGGAUUACGACCUUACAUGCCUGAUGGGAAGCCAAUGAUUGGGCCUGUGCCUAGCUUGUCAAAUGUGUACCUUGCAGCUGGACAUGAAGGUGGUGGGCUUUCAAUGGCUUUGGGGACUGCUGAAAUGGUCGUUGAUAUGGUGUUGGGCUGUCCAGGAAAAGUUGAUAGCAAACCUUUUGCUGUGAAUCGAGUUCUUGAUUAAAUGCGUGCCACUCAUGAGAAUUAUAAGUCACUACUUGGAUUACAAAAUAAUUUAGUUCUGAUUGAGUAAUGUCACUGGUGAAGUUUCUAUUUCUAGUGACUCCUUUUUUCAUUAAAAUUGUUCACCAUGUAGCCAUCUUCCCUUUUUGUUUUGUCUGACAUUAAAUCUCUCUCUCUCUC
Molecule: messenger RNA, 1746 nt
Organism: Gastrolobium bilobum
Lineage: Eukaryota; Viridiplantae; Streptophyta; Magnoliopsida; Fabales; Fabaceae
Exons: 9
Coding region: 113-1567 (484 amino acids)
Cellular component (GO): cytoplasm
Molecular function (GO): oxidoreductase activity
Source: RefSeq, a predicted model, not a curated record